Molecule: messenger RNA, 1328 nt
Organism: Volvox carteri f. nagariensis
Lineage: Eukaryota; Viridiplantae; Chlorophyta; Chlorophyceae; Chlamydomonadales; Volvocaceae
Exons: 1
Coding region: 168-1328 (386 amino acids)
Source: RefSeq, a predicted model, not a curated record
CUUAUACAUCUCUAUGCCGUUGUUGAGCAAUAUCUAAGGCGUGAUCCUUUUAAAAAGCUGAAGGUAUUUAGACAGUAGGGAAGCAUUUCUAAAAAUCUCGGUAAACCAUUGUAAUAAGUAUGCCAGUUUAUAUUAUCACCAUAGGUUCUUGUGUCGAACGGUGCUAAAUGAACCAUGGUGCAUGCAUGGAGGUAUUCGGGGCGGAGAAGUCUCCGGCCUCUGCUAUGGAAGUCCUGGAGAAACGUCAGCUUGAUUGCAGAGUCUGUGGACGCCAGCACACGAUUCACUUGUGUUGCUGUGGCCACCCAGCGCCAUGCACGGUCCUGUACCCACAAUUUUGUGUUCAGGCGCUUUGUGGCUUCGAUGGAUCUAGCUGUGGAGUUAAGUAUGCGUCCUUCGCAGCCUUCGCACCGGCAGUGUUGGAUACGGAUGCCGGUAUGCAGGCCAUGUUUUCAGACCUGUUGUCGCAGCGCGGGCUUCGAAGCACGGCGCCGUUGCCCGGUCCGUUACCCAUGCCAGGCGCCCGUCCAGCGUGCCCCGCCUUCCUGCAACAACUAGCCGAGCGUCGGCGCCGUGGUAUCGGUGGGAUGUCGUGCCCUGGACUGCGCGACCAAUGUUACGCCUGCCUAUACGGCUGUUCCCAGGCGGGUGUGUUGGGGCCGCGGGACAUUGAGGCCGCCAUCAUGGACACGGGCAGCGAUGCAGGGCGCACGCUAGCCUGGUACCCCGGGUUGUUGAUGGCAUGGCGGUUUGAUAAUGUCAGUGCAUGUGGGUCGGGCAAAGGCAAGGCUAGCGUGUUGGUCUGCCUGACAAAUGUUAACCCACAUGGGAAUCCUGACAUGGCGCCACAGGCGGAUACAUUCUUCCGGGAUAAUCAGCUUCCAGCAUACUAUGGCGAAAUCGACUCCAUCCGGUCCGUUGUCUGCAGUUUCUCCUCCGCAGCUGGACAGCCGUGUGCCUGGUGUCUGGCCCUCAACAGAAAUCACCAAUUGAAGCGUUCAGCCGAUGCUGCUUCACUGCGAGUCGCUACGACACAGCGAGUCGCGACAGACCCACGUGUCAUUGUCCCCUUCCGUUCUGCCGAGGGACUUGAGCGUGUGGGACAUGUUGAGCUCUUUGAGCGGCUCAAGGUGGUCACAUCCACAUUGAUCGCCGAGCGGGCAGAUCGAAUAGCGCUGGACAGGGAGAUUAAGCGGCGGACAUCCCUUUUCCAGGCUGAUAGAGUGAGGCUACAGGCAUACGCUCGGGCAGAUGCAUCACGCAGUGAACCCGUCCGACUGCUCGAAACAUCACAACAACGAGGUAUGAUGCAGUGUCGGCAUGCGUGA